CAAGAACUUCAAGACUUCUUGUUUGAAUCCCCUAUCAACAACACUCAACCUUCCAAGACUGAAGAAUUUGACUUUGCCAAAGUGUGGCAAGGAUUGAAUGGUGAGUAUCAAGCAGUUUCGUCUGAAUUUGUUCAAGCAUGUAAACUGAUUGUCAUAAAAAAUGCUAUAGCCAAAUCAAUUGAAGAUAUGGAUCAAAAGCAAAGUGCUUUGUCUGCCUUUGUUGGCGACAUUACACCUGCUGCAGCUGCUGUUGCAGCUGCUGAUGAGUCUCCUAUGAUGGACACUCCCUUUUUAGACAAUUCAUGUAUGAACACACCUUUUACACCUGCUACUGUCUUCACUCCCAGCCUAGGACAAUUCCAAAACUCACCUUAUUAUUCACCUUACAUUGAAUCCUUUGGUGUGGGAAAUCUUUCUUAUCAAGACGAUAUUCAAGUAGCUAAAUACUUAAAAAACGAUAUUUCUUGGCAGCCCUCUACAAUGAUGUCUCAGACACCUUUAGUCUCUUCCACUGAUUUAUUGAAUUCUUUUGAAUUCAAUGGUGAACCCUCUCAGUUGUUAUUAGACUCUUCCAAUAAUAAUAUAUCAACUGAUGAGUCUUCUGACUUUCUCUUUCCUCCUCUCCCUUCUGAAAACAAUCAACAAGACACAACCUCCUAUUCCUUAAACACGAACUUCAAUUCACAAGAACUUGAUGCCACCAACUUGUUUGAUGAUUGCUUUUUCGACAUUCAAGAA
This is a messenger RNA of Gilbertella persicaria, 738 nucleotides long. RefSeq lists its product as uncharacterized. Lineage: Eukaryota; Fungi; Mucoromycota; Mucoromycetes; Mucorales; Choanephoraceae. The record is from RefSeq and is a predicted model, not a curated record. The annotation marks the transcript as partial. The transcript has a single exon.